AGACUUACUCCUCUUCUCAUACCUCGGAUACGCGGCCGCUAAGUUAGCCUCUGUUGCAACCAUGUCGUACUCCCCUCCAGCCUCAGCCAAGCCCUUUACGCUAAACAUCUCGGACCAAGCAAUCUCGGAAUGGCGUCAACUACUCCAGCUCUCCAAGCUCGCACCCGAUACUUUCGAAACUCAACAGGAGGACCGCCGCUUCGGUGUGACGCACAAAUGGCUGUCCGAAACCAAGGACUACUGGCUGAACAAAUACGACUGGCGGGCGCAAGAAAAGCACAUCAACUCUGUGCCGCAUUACAAGAUGCAAAUUGAAUUUGUCCAUCUGCACUUUACUGCUCUCUUUUCUGAAAACAAGGAUGCCGUUCCCAUUCUCUUCAUGCAUGGUUGGCCUGGAAGUUUCCUCGAGUUCCUGCCAAUGCUGCAGUUGAUCAAGACGAAGUACUCAACCAAACAUCUUCCGUACCAUAUCAUAGUACCUUCGCUACCCGGAUUCACUCUUAGCACCAUACAGUCCAACAGUGACUGGACCAAUAAGGACACUGGCCGCAUCUUGAACCAGCUGAUGUUGACUCUUGGCUUCAACAAGUACCUCGUUCAAGGAGGAGAUGUUGGUAGUUUCGUAGCACAGGUCAUGAGCGCAACUUACGAUGGUUGUGUUGGUAUGCACCUCAACAUGCUCCCUACGGCCGGCAAGCCAGACGAGAACACUCCUUUAUCCAACUUGGAAAAGGAGGCAUUAGCGCGGACCCAGGCGUGGGAGCCUCUUGGGAUGGGCUAUGCUAUAGAGCACGGUUCGAGGCCGAGCACCAUCGCCAAUGUACUCUCUUCCAACCCGCUCGCAAUUCUUGCAUGGUAA
Messenger RNA from Pyrenophora tritici-repentis Pt-1C-BFP, 859 nucleotides. Its product is annotated as MhpC, hydrolase or acyltransferase (alpha-beta hydrolase superfamily). Gene Ontology annotation, molecular function: epoxide hydrolase activity. NCBI's taxonomy places the organism in Eukaryota, Fungi, Ascomycota, Dothideomycetes, Pleosporales, Pleosporaceae. Gene Ontology annotation, biological process: epoxide metabolic process. The record is from RefSeq and is a predicted model, not a curated record.